AUGAGUUGGGUUUUUACCGGACUUGCAGUAGCUUUAAUUAUUGUCAUUUCUGCUAGCAUCACACUUGUCCUUUGCAAGAGAUAUUGCACGGGAUGGCAAUUUAGCACCAGGAAUUUCUGGAGCGUUUGCGAGGAAUGGAGACAGAGGCUUUCCUGGCUUUGGGCACCACGGGAAGAAAAGGUAGGGUUGGUAAAGGCUCAGCAUCCAACUGCUCAGACAAUACCAGGUCUAUAUUGCCAGACUGGAAAUGCCUCUCAACAUCUGUUGCACAGCGAUAGCGACAUUCGGCUUGAUGCACAAGGCGCUUUUACCAGAUUUGAGGCUGUCGACAGGGAUCUACAUCCGCCUCUUUGCGGCAGCACGAUACCACCUCAACCGUUGAGGCCCGCACCUCAACCACGACCGACCGCUCGUCCGAGGCCAUCGCCGCUUCAGACACCAAGUACUAUCGAUUAUAUCAGAAUGCACGAAGCCAGUCCAUUGACACCACCGCCAUCAUUGCAAAGAGGAUCGAUUCAAUCAAGAGCCUCCGGUCCGUCCGUGUUUCUCUUUCAGAGCGAACCGCUGAAGAAUCACGAUCCUUUCCAGUCGAUCGAGCGUCCCACCUUCGUGUUCGACAAUGCAAAGAUGAUAGCGGAGAGCAUCCAAAUGACGCCUUACUCCAGUCAGAACCAUGUAAAUUCUAGAUUAAUCAGGCAAUUUAAAUCUCCUUCCAAAGAGCCCGCGUGGCUUAGAUACGAUAUAAGCGCAUCCAUAGAUAACUCUCGUGACAAGUUAAAUGACGAAGAAGUCAUUAAUAGAAGUUACGAUAGUUACGAGACUAUUCAAAGGAAUCAUGUGCGACCAUAUACGAGGAAUGAAUCCAGAGGAUUCUCAGACAGCUUCAACAUAACGAAUUCGUCGAAUUCAGCUAACCAGAUGAUCAUGGAAUCAAUAUACGGACCACAGACCAUUUCUAAGAUGCUACAGAAUAGCGAGGAAUUGAACGGCGAUCUUAACAGAAAAAAUAAUGAUAUGCAAAACAUCGAGAUGACUCCAUUCAAAAGUACUUCCGACCAUCAAGAGGAUAUUGAUUCGUACAUAUUUCACAGCGAUCUGUCCAAGUCGCACAAUCUUCAGCGAGUCUCGCAAUACAUUCAGAGCUUACCCGAUCUUCCUGUCUACGAAACCAUGAAUGAGUGUCAGACACGUUCAAAUCGUGAAUCGAUAUUGUUCGCAAGUACAAUUCAAGAACCGAUAGUGGACGAAACGAAAAUUGCGAGCGAGUCGAUUUUGAGUCCGAUACCGCCACCACCCGCUCCUCCAGACCCAUCUCAGAACAUUACAAAGAAGAGUAGUCCGACAACCGGUGAGAGAAUCUUCAGCGCACUCAGAUCGGUUACUUCACAGAGCUACAUAGAUGCUUCGGAAUUUUAUAAUUCGGUACUCUCAUCAGCGCAGCAAGUACAGCAAUUUGCAUUUCCAUCGACAUCGCCACCGACAUUCAUGAAUGAUAGCACUGAAGAACAUUUACAGGAAGCCGAAUACUUGCAAGAUAUGCGAGAGAUUUAUGCGGAAACCGAUUCAGACCUGUCUGGUCUCGAUGUUUCAAGACGAAGUUCUGAUCUUUAUAGUCCUGAAUUAAACCUUGAAGCUCACAGAACGGCGCAAGAAGUGUACAACAGUCUGCAAGAUCCACCGUCGUCUCCCCUGUUACUUAAAGAUCAUAAUCACGAGUCUUAUUUAUCAGAUCCCAGUUUUACUCGCACGUCAGAGGAUAUUUUUAAUAGUCUUGAACAAAGACGUAAAAGUAUAGAAAGGCUGAAUGGCAUUCACGAAUAUGUAGAACUUGAUGCUACCGAUCUCUCGAGGAGAAGAAGUAGCCAGGAACUGUACGUCGCUUUAGAGGAAGUGCAAUUGAAGAGAAGACUUUCACAGAGUCUGGAGGAGUCAUAUUUGGGUUAUGCGAUAAACGAUCACAAUAAUGCCAGAUCAGGAAAUCGUCGAAGUUCUUUAGGUCCCGAACCAGAACCACCUCCUGAUGAAUCCACUUUAAAAAGAGCUAUCAGUUGUGAAAGCGUAUGUUCCGAUACUAGCGUCAACUUAAACGAUUUGGAAGAAGCACCCAUCGUAGGUCACAUCUGUGUCGGACUCGAAUACGAAAGAUGGGGUGGUCGUGGAAACGACUGUGAAGGCGAUCUGGCUGUAAGCGUCUUGGAAGCCAGAGAUCUUGUUGCCGCUGACGGCUCUCCUGCGCAAGAUACUUUCGUAAGAGUAUGUCUACUACCCGAUAGGCAGACCCAUGUGCAAACAAGAAUUUAUAGGGGAAGUCCAUCGCCUAGUUAUCAGGAGAAAUUUUUAUUUCCUCUCGAUGAAGGCCCAAUAGGCAAAACACUUCUUGUUGAGGUAUUUUCUGAUGAAUCUAAUAUCAGCGGCGGCGCAUCUUUAAUUGGCGAAGCCAAUUUGAAACUUGGACCCGCAGCUAGACCACCAGCUACAACUUGGCUAGCACUCAGUGGAUCUGUCUUACCCACUCCCCAUUUAGGAGAAUUGAUGUUCUCUCUCAGUUAUUUGCCAACAGCGGAGAGACUCACCCUUGUAGUAGUUAAAGCGCGCAACUUGCAUGGCACAAAUUCAUCUUCGGGUGAUUUCUUCGUCAAGGUAUAUCUUCUUCAACAAGGGAAAAAAAUGCAUAAAAAGAGGACAUCUGUAAAAAAAGGCGAGAAAAGUCCAAUCUUCAACGAGGCCAUAAUAUUCAAUGUGCCAGCGCAUACUUUACAGACUAUACAAUUGAGAUUGACAGUGGCGGAAAUGAACGGUGAACAAGGAACAAAUCCAAAGACAUACUCCGUAGGGCACAUCAUUAUAGGAUCUACCUCGAUGGGAAAAGCAUUGGUUCAUUGGAGACAAAUGCUAAUGGCCUUGCGGCGUCCGAUCGCUAUGUGGCAUCCUCUCAGGAAGUAGAAAUAGAACGCAUUCCAUUCAAAAGUAAUUGGAAUAGUGACUUGCGAAACAGUCUCAAAUGAUAUUAUGAUCUGAAAUCUUCUCAUAUAUAAAAUUCUAUGUCACGCCCGCCCUUCUUUGAUGUAUUUAUUGUUGGGAAGAGAAUAAUGCAGAUAUAAUCUAUAUAAAGUAAGAUAAAAUCCCAUGGAGAUGCGCACUGCAAGAGCACCCUAUUUACUGUUAACGGUCAUUUAGAUAAUACACGCGAUGUUGUUGACGAUGCAAUUUAUUGUAUGUAUGUAUAUUACUGAAUCGCGCAAACCAAUUAUUAGUUAUUCAGUUAAUUAUUAUACUGAAUUCAUCGUCAAGCACGAAUGAGCUCCAAAGUGAUCUGCACCAUCGUUUACGUAAAUUGUGAUAUGAAUAAUUA
Trachymyrmex septentrionalis is the source of this 3352-nucleotide messenger RNA. RefSeq lists its product as uncharacterized. The record is from RefSeq and is a predicted model, not a curated record. NCBI's taxonomy places the organism in Eukaryota, Metazoa, Arthropoda, Insecta, Hymenoptera, Formicidae. Gene Ontology annotation, molecular function: calcium-dependent phospholipid binding; calcium ion binding; SNARE binding. Gene Ontology annotation, biological process: regulation of dopamine secretion; cellular response to calcium ion; calcium-ion regulated exocytosis. The transcript has 14 exons. The coding region runs from base 1 to 2943 and encodes 980 amino acids.